Messenger RNA from Chlorella variabilis, 1407 nucleotides. RefSeq lists its product as hypothetical. Gene Ontology annotation, biological process: rRNA base methylation. Gene Ontology annotation, molecular function: rRNA (cytosine-N4-)-methyltransferase activity. The coding region runs from base 1 to 1407 and encodes 468 amino acids. Lineage: Eukaryota; Viridiplantae; Chlorophyta; Trebouxiophyceae; Chlorellales; Chlorellaceae. The transcript is spliced from 6 exons. The record is from RefSeq and is a predicted model, not a curated record.
AUGCCUCAGCGCGGCAAUACGGGCCGCCUGUCUGGUCCCAGCAAGGGCACGGGCUUCGACUUUGAGGGCCUGGGGCCGCUCAUCACUGUGCUCGUGGCGGCCCACGUCGCCGCCCUGCUCUUCUGGAUCCCCCAGCAGCAGCAGCGCCAGCGCAGCCGACCCCUCAGCACCAGCCACGCCUCGGCGGCAGCUGCCGAGGCAGCGGCAGCAGCGGCGGAGCAGCCACCUGCCGCCGCCGAGGCGGCGCCGCACAUCUCGGUGCUCCUCAGCGAGGUGCUGGCGGCGUUUGAGGGGCGCGCUGUGCGGCGGUACGUGGACGGCACGCUGGGAGCGGCGGGCCACGCGACCGCCAUGCUGCGCCAGCACCCAGAGCUGGAAAGUCUGGUAGGGUUUGAUCUCGACCCCACGGCCCACCAGCUGGCGUCAGCCCGCCUGGCUGCCGCCGGCGCCGCGGUGGUGCCGGUGGCCGUGUCACCCGCUGGCCGUGCCAGCUUUGAGCUGCCAACCGGUCCCGGCGGCGGCGACGGCACCGACGGAGAGGCACGCCCCACCGCCUUUCUGGUGCGCAGCAACUUUGGGCGCAUACAAGCGGUGCUGCGGCAGCUGCCCCUGGGCCCCGGCGGCGGCGGCGGCAGCACUGAUAGCAAUAACAGCAGCAGCAACGGCAACACUAGUAGCAGCAGCGGCAGCGGCGGCGUGGAUGCCAUCCUGCUCGACCUCGGCAUUUCAUCCAUGCAGGUGGAUACCGCAGACCGCGGGUUCAGCUUCCUGCGGGACGGCCCCCUGGACAUGCGCAUGGACCCUGCGGCCCCGCUGUCUGCUGAGCUGGCAGUGAACACGUGGCCCGAGGGCGAGCUGGGGCGCGUGAUCCGGGAGUAUGGGGAGGAGCGGCACUGGCGCGGCAUCGCGCGCAGGAUCGUGGCGGCGCGCGAGGAGGCGCCCAUCACCACCACGCAGCAGCUAGUCCGCGCCAUUGGCUCCCCAGGAGGCGGCGGCGGCGGCGGCGGCGGCAGGGGCAGGGGCCGGCGCAGCGGCGGCGGCGACGCCAGGUUCAAGCACCCCGCAACCCGCACCUUCCAGGCGCUGCGCAUCGCGGUGAACGGGGAGCUGCAGAGCAUUGCGCAGGCCCUGCCUGAUGCCAUAGAGUGCCUGGCGCCUGGGGGCCGCCUGGCGGUCAUUACUUUCCACUCUCUCGAGGACCGCAUCGUCAAGUGGGCCUUCCGCGCAGCGGCAGGCAUGGCGCCCAGCGACGAGCAGCUGCCCUCCUACUGCCUGCCGUUUGAGGAGGCGGCGGCGCAGGCCAGCGUGCGCAUCCUCACCCGCCGCCCCGUGGCGCCCAGUGAGGAGGAGCAGGCAGCCAACGUGCGCAGCCGCAGCGCCAAGCUGCGGGUGGUGGAGAAGCUGUGA